AUGAGUACCGACGCAACAUCGAAGUAUAGCGCGCAGAACUUGAACGAUGUAUCUGGACUCGUGGCUGUGGUCACAGGAGGAGGAGGAGGAGGUACUGGUCUCGGUCUCAUCAUCGCAAAGACCCUCGAAUCCAACGGCGCGAAAGUCUACAUCACCGGCAGAAGACAAGAAAAGCUAGACGAAGCUGUAAAGCAAGCAGAACACAACAACCUAAUCCCAAUCCAAGGCGACACCAACUCCCACGCCGACAUCCAGCGAGCAAUCGACCAAAUCACCUCCGAACCCGGCUACAUCGACAUCCUCAUCAACAACGCCGGCCAAACCUCCUUCGACUCCACCCCCAACGCCCGCCCCAAACCCACCAGCGACUCCCCCGUCUCCGAAAUCCGCGACUACUACUUCAACUACCGCCCCCACGCCCUCUGGAACCAAGUCCUCGACACCAACGUCGCCUCCGUCUUCACCACCUCCAUCGCCUUCCUCGAGCUCCUCGACGCCGGCAACAAACGCAGAGCCUCGGAAUUGCCAACCUCCCAAAUCCUCACAAUAGGCUCCGUAGGCGGCCUCGCCCGCUCCACGGACUCAUUCAUUUACAACGCCUCCAAAGCGGGGGUGCACCAUCUCAUGAAGAAUCUAGGUUCCUUUUUGGCGCCGCAUGAUAUACGGACCAAUGUUAUAGCACCCGGGUGGUUUCCGAGCGAUAUGACGGUGCCGGUGCAGAAGGCGUGGGAGCAUACGGAGGGGGUGAUGCCGAGGUCGCUGGUGCCGGGGAGGAGGAUGGGGAGGGAGGAGGAGUUGAGUGCCACGGUGUUGUAUCUGUGUGGGAGGGGAGGGGGGUAUUGUAAUGGGAAUUUGGAGAGGGGAGGGGGAUGGGGUGGAAAGAGGGGUGUGGCGUAG
This is a messenger RNA of Fulvia fulva, 897 nucleotides long. RefSeq names its product Short-chain dehydrogenase/reductase VdtF. The transcript is spliced from 4 exons. Bases 1 to 897 code for a protein of 298 amino acids. Lineage: Eukaryota; Fungi; Ascomycota; Dothideomycetes; Mycosphaerellales; Mycosphaerellaceae. Gene Ontology annotation, molecular function: oxidoreductase activity. The record is from RefSeq and is a predicted model, not a curated record.